AUGGCUCUUCAAGUUGGAUCAUAUUCUCACAAAGACUUGAAGUGUGAUGAACAAAGAGCAACUUAUUACAUCGGAGGGAUCUGUUGCUUGAUGCCUGAAGUAACAGAUGAUAUACAAGAAGGUGUUCGUCAGAAAGGUAACAGAGUUCGAAUCGUAAGAGUCCCUUCAGGUGCUGAACCAAACGGUUUAGUGAUUCAGAGAAAAAGGCGAACGCUUUCUUUGGUUACUUGGUGA
Molecule: messenger RNA, 234 nt
Organism: Arabis nemorensis
Lineage: Eukaryota; Viridiplantae; Streptophyta; Magnoliopsida; Brassicales; Brassicaceae
Source: the annotation of a GenBank genome assembly